CUCAAUUUAGAGCUCUCAUUAUAAAACAACUUCUUACUCUUUCACUUUGGAGGUUCUCAAUUUCUUUCUCUGCAAGUCUUAAAAAAUAUUCAUCUCCUUCACUUUCUCUCUCAUCGGAAAUCUCCUGCAGAACUCUCUCUAAUGUCGACCGAAGAAGAGGUUAAACGUAAGGCCGCCAUUGCCGAGUACAAUAAGAAGCUCCUUCAACAUCGGGAGCUUGAAUCUCGCAGCAGGAAAGUGAAGGAGGAGCUGCGAAGUGCAAAAAAGGAGUACACUAAAACAGAGGAUGAUCUAAAGUCGCUUCAGAGUGUUGGACAGAUCAUUGGAGAAGUCCUUAGACCCCUUGACAAUGAAAGAUUAAUUGUGAAAGCUAGCAGUGGACCAAGGUAUGUGGUUGGUUGUCGUAGCAAAGUGGACAAGGAAAAGCUAACUUCUGGAACACGAGUGGUACUUGACAUGACUACCCUCACCAUUAUGCGUGCUCUUCCACGUGAAGUUGAUCCAGUUGUAUAUAAUAUGCUUCAUGAAGAUCCUGGGAAUAUCAGCUAUUCUGCUGUAGGAGGGUUGUCUGAUCAAAUCCGGGAACUGAGGGAAUCCAUUGAGCUCCCAUUAAUGAAUCCCGAGCUUUUCAUUCGGGUGGGAAUUAAACCUCCAAAGGGUGUUCUUCUCUAUGGGCCUCCAGGAACUGGCAAGACAUUGUUAGCUCGAGCUAUAGCUAGUAAUAUAGAUGCAAAUUUCCUUAAGGUGGUAUCGAGUGCUAUCAUAGAUAAGUACAUUGGUGAAAGUGCAAGACUGAUCCGUGAAAUGUUUAAUUAUGCUAGAGAACACCAGCCCUGCAUCAUCUUCAUGGACGAGAUUGAUGCCAUAGGAGGUCGUCGAUUCAGUGAGGGCACAAGUGCUGACCGUGAAAUUCAGAGAACCCUCAUGGAAUUGCUGAAUCAACUAGAUGGAUUUGAUCAACUAGGCAAGGUGAAAAUGAUCAUGGCAACAAACAGGCCAGAUGUGCUGGACCCAGCACUUCUCCGUCCUGGGCGUCUGGAUAGGAAGAUAGAGAUUCCAUUGCCAAAUGAACAGUCGAGAAUGGAAAUUCUCAAAAUUCAUGCUGCUGGCAUUGCCAAACAUGGUGAGAUCGACUAUGAAGCAGUCGUCAAGCUAGCAGAGGGAUUUAAUGGGGCUGAUCUACGGAACGUUUGUACUGAAGCUGGCAUGUCAGCUAUACGCGCUGAGAGAGAUUAUGUGAUUCAUGAAGACUUCAUGAAGGCCGUGAGAAAGCUAAAUGAAGCAAAAAAACUAGAGUCCAGUGCUACCUACUCUGCAGAUUUUGGAAAGGAUUAGUGAAAUUUCUUAUAGUUCUUUGUUGUAUCAUGGAUUAUUCAAGUUGCAACUACGGAUUUUUUUUCAAUGAACAAUCGUUAGCUAUACAACAAAUCAACAAUCGCUUGAUUUGCUUCAACUCAAGUUCCUUUGUUAUUUUUGUUAGGUUCGGAUUACUUUUAAAUAUUUUCAAGUCUUCAAUUAUUAAUGCUUAUAAAAUUAUAAUCCUUUCUAUCU
Messenger RNA from Chenopodium quinoa (quinoa), 1551 nucleotides. RefSeq names its product 26S proteasome regulatory subunit 10B homolog A. The record is from RefSeq and is a predicted model, not a curated record. Lineage: Eukaryota; Viridiplantae; Streptophyta; Magnoliopsida; Caryophyllales; Amaranthaceae. The transcript is spliced from 10 exons. Gene Ontology annotation, cellular component: proteasome regulatory particle, base subcomplex; cytosolic proteasome complex. Bases 142 to 1335 code for a protein of 397 amino acids. Gene Ontology annotation, molecular function: ATP binding; ATP hydrolysis activity; proteasome-activating activity. Gene Ontology annotation, biological process: positive regulation of RNA polymerase II transcription preinitiation complex assembly.